Chelonia mydas (Green sea turtle) is the source of this 4257-nucleotide messenger RNA. RefSeq lists its product as uncharacterized. The transcript has 2 exons. The record is from RefSeq and is a predicted model, not a curated record. NCBI's taxonomy places the organism in Eukaryota, Metazoa, Chordata, Testudines, Cheloniidae. Bases 2151 to 3110 code for a protein of 319 amino acids.
CCUGGCCGAGCGUGGGGCUGGGCUGUGCACGGGGCCAGCAGAGGAUCCCAGCAAUGGCUUUGGGUUCUCCUGAAAGCAGGAGGGUUUCCAAAGGCGGGGGUGGGGGUGCCGGCAUGCUGGCAUUAGCUGUGCACCCAGUUGGUUAUUACAUGAGGCUCUGGUGCCCUUUGAUCCUCUCCUGCUCCAGAGCCCAGCGUGUUUCCUGGAGGCCUUGCAGGCUCCAUGGGGACUGCAGGGACCUGGGAGAGCCCCUCCAAGCCCAGGAAAUGCCAGAGCUUCAGAAAUGCAGGGUGUGUGAUGUGGCUGGCCCAGCCCUCCCGAGUCCCAUGGCAUCUGCUCAGGCGUCCUGUACGGAGGCAGUAAGCCAGGGAGCUGGGUGCUGGGGGGACAGGCAUGGCCCCGGGAGUGGCUGCUGGCUGGGAGUCAGGUGUGUGCUGAGAACUCUGCUGGUUUACAGACACAGACUGGCACGGCAGCCGGUGGGCACAGACUGGCACAGCAGCCAGCAGGCACACCACUGCUCCCCGCCCUGCAUUCACCGGAGCCUGCCAAGCUCAGAGGUGUGGGCUGGGCCAAUGAGCUGCUGCCCCAGCCCCCGUGGCUCCUCGCCCCGAGGCCAGCCGUGCUCAGGAAGUGACCCGGAGGAAGGCGUGGCCCAUGCUGGCCUUACCAAGGGCUAAAGGGAAUGAACUGCUGGGCAGAGGGCAGGAGAUGUCUGGCUGCAUGACCAGCAGGCAAGGGAGAGGGAGCGAUUCAAGGCCCUCUGUAGGGGAGAAUCCAACUGAAGUGAGCUGGGUUUGUCCUGCCCCAAAAGCUGGAGCUGGGGUUUGCCCUGAGUGGCUGGCCCGAGGGAUGCUGCCUGUUCCCCAGGGUGUGUGCUCUUCCUGAGGUGGCCGAGCUUUCUGCUGUACCCCAGGCCAGCCCGGCCCAGCCGGCCCAGCCAGCCCAGCCCAUCACCUGGCUGGCCAGGUUGAGCAUGUGGCUUUGGGCCCAGUGCUGGGGAGCAGCUGGUCCCCUGGUGCCCUUGACAGAUGCCACCUUCUGACUCUGCUGUUGGUUUCCCCCACAACCCCCCUCUGCCAUGCCCACAUCUCCACCCCCAGCCUCUCCCCGGACUGUGGGGAAGCCACUGCCAUGUCUCACCUGCCCUGUGAGUGGCACAAGGCCCAUGCCCCAGGGGAGGGGUUCUCUGCCUCGCCCCUGUACCCAGCUGGCACCAUUGUGGUAUCUGUCCUCCCACCCCCGUGUGCUCCAUGGGGCAGUGGAGACCUGAGCUGUUGUGGGGCACUGAGCUACCAGGGAGUCUGUGCUGGGCUGGGACUCGAACCCAGGUCUCUGGCUCAUGCCUCACCCGCUGGCCAGGCUGCCACAGUGAGAGCAGGGGCUGUGCCCUGCUCCAGGUGCUGCCUGGCACCAUCAGGCUGGGCAGGGAGCUCGAGCUCCAGGCUCCAUUGCAAUGUGCGGAAGGGGGCUGGCUGGGGGGAAUGGGACUGACUGGAAGGCAGGGCCGCUGGGACGCAGCCCCUCAAGGCCGGGGAGCAAAAGCCAGACUGCCGUGACAGCUACUGGGAACGUGGCCGGGAGCCUGGGCAAAGCUGGUGCUUUCUCUUCCCUGUUCAAGUGCUUGCAGCAAGCACAGAGGGGGGCGGGCGGGGGGAAGUCCCUCCCCCCCCCCCGGCCCCCCGCCCCGCCCCCCCCCCCCGGCAGGCGCUCUGCGCAGGGGCAGCGGGGCUGGGGCGUGGAGCAGAACGUGGUCCCUGUGGGACUGUCGUCAGUUCUUGGCCGUGCUGGCUUCUGCCCCGGGACGGCUGCUGCCCCGGGACGGCUGCUGCCCCUCACCCGGGCUUUCGUGUUUCUGGCAAGAGCCCCAGCUGCUGGCACGGGUGGCCCCAGGCAGUGUACGCAUGGUAGCCAGGGCCCAGCUUUGGCCUGGGGCCAUGCCAGAGCCCCCCCAAGCCCGGGCCAGAGCUCUUCCUCAGGGUUCUCCACCCGCGGCAGCCCAGCCCCCCACUGUUGCUGGCUGAGGCCCCUGAGUUGCUGGAGCAGGGGUGGGGGUUCUCUGUCCCUGCCCAGUGCCCCCUGAUCCUGUCAGCUCCAGCAGGAAUUCUGGGAAGGGGGUGACACCACAUCUAGUCCCUGGGCCCCGGCUAAUGGGGACCCUGGCAGUGGCUCUGGAGUCCUGGACCUGGGAGCACGCUGCGGGAGGAUGGAGCAUGUGGGACCCGGAGGCAGCCGGUGUGCCUGCCCCGGCACCAAUCCCAUGGAUCUGGUGUCCCAGUCCUAGCACAUGGUCACAUGUCGGGGGCUGGUGGCACUGCUCCCCGGUGCCUGGGCAAUGGAAAAGGGCAGGUUAUAGCGUGUUAAGCCCGGGGGGAGUCACCCCCCACCCCAGCUGCUGCAAUUGGCUCUGGAGUAGGGGCAGCAUCGGGCCGGCUCUCCGCGUCUCAGCUGGCCAGGGAGGAGAGCUCAGCCUCCUGGUCUCGUCCAUCCUCUGCUGUGACCAGAAGCAGAUUAGGGGUUUGUGGGGCCCUAGGCAGAGCAAGUGGGGGUCCCACCCCACCCCUUCCACUUACAGUUCUCCCUGCCCUCCUCCUGCCCCCCAUCCCAGCGCUCCUGCACACAACCCCCAGGGGGCAGGCCCACAGAUUCCGCUUGGCAGGCUCUGGCUUCAUGUGCCAGCUCCCCCCAGCGGCAAGUGCUGGCAGAGCCAGGGCAGGCACACAUGUCUGGGUAGUGCCCCCAGCUCAUUAAUCCCACCGGGCCUGGGUCACUGCCCAGACAAUCCCUGGCCAGGCCAGGAACCAGAGCCAUGCCCAGGGCCUGGAGGGGCUCGGUGUCUGAAAGGCCAGCACAGGCAUUUCCCCAGGGCUGUCGCCUCCUGGAGCCAGCUCGGGGGGAUGCUGUGGGUCCCAGCUGGGGCCAGCUCCGCUUCAGCCUCAGCAGCGGCCAUCCCCAGCCCUGCUCCCACUGCGGGGGGAGGCAGCUGGUUCCCGGGGUUUGUUCCCAGCGGCAGUCUGGCUUCCCUCCCUGCUUGGCUGGCCUGGGGCAGACCUGAGCCAAUGUCUCCCAGUGGGACAGUCGCCUUCCGCUCUGUGGGGCACAGCCAGUGACCCCUUGUCUGUGGAGUGACUGCAGGGCACCCGCCCAGCGGCUGCCAGGCUCAGCCCUUGCAGUGGGGGGGUGCAGCUAUGUGAGGGCCUGUGAUGCAGCAGGGAGUGGGGCAGAUUGACCUGGGGAUGUUGCAGGGGAGUUUCAUUGGGGAGGGGAGACGUCCCUUGAGGGAAGACACCUGAGCCAGGAGGGGGGUUGGGGCCAGGUGACACCUGCCCAGGAAACUGGACAAAGGUGGGAGGAGGAGCUAGGGGGAGAUGACUGGAGGGGUUUCCAGUUUUGGGGAGUCGGCUGGGGAAGAGGAGGGAGCCCCAAGGCUGGGGUCUAAUCUCCCUGCCCCCCAGAAGGGCCUGACUAAGGGAUCCUGUUUACGCCUGCAAGCUCUGGGUUGGACUGUGUUCCUGUCGUCUCUAAUAAACCUUCUGUUCUACUGGCUGGCUGAGAGUCCCGGUGAAUCGCAGGAAGAGGGGUGCAGGGCCCUGACUCCCCCUCACACCAUGACAACUGGUGGUAGCUGUGGGAUCUACGGCGCUCCCUGCAGGAAGUGACUGGGGAGCAGUAAACGAAGGGGGAUUGACAGGGACCAGGCGUGCUGAAGCUUCAGAGAGAAGCGGUUUCGGGGGGCGGAGGAGCUACGCUUAACCCCAGGGGGUGGUGACCUGGAGAAGGGCUGGCACACUGGGGGGUCCUGGAAGCCGUGGGGAGCUGAGAGCACCCAGGCCUGCGAGUGGCCAGCAGGGAGAUGGAUGCUAAGCGCCUUAUGAGCGACCUGGUGGAGCUGUGCAGGCAGAGGGGGCUGCGCACUGGGAGGCUCACCAAAGAGCAGCUGAUUGCCCAGCUGGAGGAGAGGGAUCGCUUGGAUGACCCGAUCCCUGUCUCUGAGGGAAGCCGCCCAGCAGAGGCAGCGUGGGCCCCGGUGCCUGACCUGGCUGGGAGGGGUCAGACGGCUGCCAAGGGCAUCCCGAGACCCCUCCUAACUAUGCCUGGGGAGGAGCCCACUGAAUACCGAGGGCACCAUGACCCUGGCAGCCAGCCAGGGAUCCUCCCGGCGGCACUCCCCAUCCUUGGAGCAGAGGGGGCUGAAUGGGAGAGGGAGAUAAAACUGAGAGAGCUAGAGGAUCGCGAAAGCAGCAACAGCAUGAGCAG